Aspergillus uvarum CBS 121591 is the source of this 1260-nucleotide messenger RNA. RefSeq names its product salicylate hydroxylase. The record is from RefSeq and is a predicted model, not a curated record. The transcript has 5 exons. Bases 1 to 1260 code for a protein of 419 amino acids. NCBI's taxonomy places the organism in Eukaryota, Fungi, Ascomycota, Eurotiomycetes, Eurotiales, Aspergillaceae. Gene Ontology annotation, molecular function: monooxygenase activity; FAD binding.
AUGCCCUCCCGCACCGACUCCCCGCUGAACAUUGCCAUUAUCGGCGCCGGCCUCGGUGGCCUCAGCGCAGCAGUGGCUUUACGUCGCCAAGGGCACCAAGUCACGGUGUACGAGCGAUAUGACUUCGCUGGCGAAGUGGGUGCAUCUUUGAGCGCCGCCUCCAAUGGAUCCCGCUUUCUUGAGCAAUGGGGGGUCGAUGUCAAGGCUGCGAAGCCGGUAAUUCUAAAGAAACUCAUCAUGCACGACUGGACGACCGGAGAAGUACAGAAAGAAUACGGCCUAGGGGACUACAAGACCAAGUUCGGGACGGAGUACAACAACUUCCACCGGAUUGACAUCCAUCAACAAUUACUCCGCUCCGCCUUCGACGAGCCGGGAGAGGGCCCACAGUGCGUCUUGAAAGUGAAUCACAAGGCCGUGUCGCUGGACGCGGAAGCCGGUCGCAUCGAAUUCGAGAAUGGCGAGACGACGUCGGCGGACCUCGUCGUCGCCGCGGAUGGCAUUCGCGUACACAUCCCCUCUCUGAAACUUCGUUCCGAGAGCCGCCACCAGAUGGAAAUCACCCCCGAUUUCACCAUGUCGACUUCCUGCUGCUACCGCUGCAUCAUCAGCGCGGAUAAGCUGCGCAGCCUCGGGCUGGACGACUACAUCGACAACGCCGCGAUCGAGUACUGGGGCGGCAUCGGGAUCAACAAGAUCGUUAUGUCCCCCUGCAGCGACGGGGACGUCGUGAGCUGCUACUGCUUUUACCCGGCCGAGCACAACAAUCUCCGGGAAGAUGGCUGGAACAUCUCCGCCACCCCGGAGCAGUUGGUGGCCACAUUUCCGGGGCUGGAUGAACGGAUGCAGCGGUUGCUGCUCAAUGCUGAGGACAUCAAGAUGUGGCGCUUGUACCGUCACCAGCCGUACCCCUACUGGGUCAAGGGCAAAGUCUGCCUACUCGGAGACGCAGCUCACCCGAUGAUGCCCGACCAAUCGCAGGGCUCAUGUAUGGCAUUUGAGGACGCGGGUGCCUUGGGGCUGAUCCUCCACCGCACCUUCGCCGAGGAGUACAGCCUAGCUGAGGGGCUGCAGCUGUACGAGCGGCUACGUAAGCCCCGUGCCACCCACAUUCAAGCGGCCAGCUAUCGAGCCCGCGAGGACCUCAACGAGCGCAUCGGGUGGAGCUCGUCGACGGACCGGCCGGGCAAGUUAACUAUUGAGGAGGUCUGUGGGUAUAAUAUGCAGCUGCACCUGGAGGAGCUCAAGUGCAGUAAAUAA